AUGUUCAGGCUUAUCUUCAAGUCGAGACAAUCUUCAGAUGAAACUCGGCCCAAGUCAUGGUCGGGUAAGCCAGAAUCUGUGCCCACUGCUGCUACCGAGCCCUUUGUUCGCCACGCUAGCGCCAAUGUCAUCGUCCCAAGCCGAUACAGCUCGUCAGAACAACCAGCAUCAAGGACGCGAAGUAUUCGCGAGGAAACUGGUGACGACGACGACGACUGCGAUUCAAGCUGGAGGAAGCGACAAACUCACUGCGUCAACUGCGAGUGUUUGUUCUUCACUGCUCUUUCAUCUUUGAGUUGCGAUACAGGGAGAUUCUGUUCACUGGACUGCAAAACCAGCUUCGAAUACGUAAAUCAUCUUGAAGAAGUGCUUGCUGCGCACAUGCGUGGAGGUAGUGACGCCACGAGCGAUUCUUUGGGUUCAAGCUCGGAUGAAGAUGACUAUGAGGUUGAAGAAUUCGAUCUUGAUCAGCUUUGA
Phytophthora nicotianae INRA-310 is the source of this 477-nucleotide messenger RNA. RefSeq lists its product as hypothetical. The transcript has a single exon. The coding region runs from base 1 to 477 and encodes 158 amino acids. NCBI's taxonomy places the organism in Eukaryota, Oomycota, Peronosporomycetes, Peronosporales, Peronosporaceae. The record is from RefSeq and is a predicted model, not a curated record.